CGCCAAUCCAUGAAAAUGCUUUGGAAACUGACGGAUAAUAUCAAGUAUGAGGAAUGUGAGGAGCGCCACGACAGUACCAGCAACGGGACAGCCCGGCUACCCCAGUUGGGGACCGUGGGUCAGUCUCCCUACACCAGCGCCCCGCCGCUCUCCCACACCCCCAACGCCGACUUCCAGCCCCCCUACUUCCCCCCCCCUUACCAGCCCAUCUACCCCCAGUCUCAGGACCCCUACUCCCACGUGAACGACCCCUACAGCCUCAACCCCCUCCAUGCCCAGCCGCAGCCCCAGCACCCAGGAUGGCCUGGACAGAGGCAGAGCCAGGAGACAGGGCUGCUCCACACGCACCGGGGUUUGCCCCACCAGCUCUCGGGGCUCGACCCACGCAGGGACUACCGGCGGCACGACGACCUGCUGCACGCCCCGCACGGGCUGGGCUCGGGGCUCGCCGACCUGCCCCUCCACUCCAUCCCCCACGCCAUCGAGGACGUACCGCACGUAGAAGACCCCGGUAUUAACAUCCCAGAUCAAACUGUAAUUAAGAAAGGCCCCGUGUCCCUCUCCAAGUCUAACAACAACGCCGUCUCCUCCAUCCCCAUCAACAAGGACACGCUCUUCGGCGGGGUGGUGAACCCCAACGAGGUCUUCUGCUCGGUGCCGGGCCGCCUCUCGCUGCUCAGCUCCACCUCCAAGUACAAGGUCACGGUGGCGGAAGUGCAGAGACGCCUCUCGCCGCCCGAGUGCCUCAACGCCUCCCUGCUAGGCGGAGUGCUCCGGAGGGCGAAGUCUAAAAAUGGAGGGAGAUCUCUGAGGGAGAAAUUGGACAAAAUAGGAUUAAACCUGCCAGCUGGGAGGCGUAAAGCUGCUAAUGUUACCUUGCUCACAUCGCUCGUGGAGGGAGAAGCAGUACAUCUAGCUAGAGAUUUUGGGUACGUUUGUGAGACAGAAUUUCCUGCCAAAGCAGUAGCUGAAUUUCUCAACCGACAACAUUCCGAUCCAAACGAGCAAGUCACAAGAAAAAACAUGCUUCUAGCUACAAAACAGAUCUGUAAAGAGUUCACCGACCUGCUGGCUCAGGACCGAUCUCCCCUGGGGAACUCGCGGCCCAACCCCAUUUUGGAGCCGGGCAUCCAAAGCUGCCUGACCCACUUCAACCUCAUCUCGCACGGCUUCGGGAGCCCGGCAGUGUGCGCUGCUGUCACUGCCCUGCAGAACUAUCUCACCGAAGCGCUCAAGGCCAUGGACAAAAUGUACCUCAGCAACAAUCCCAACAGCCACACAGACAACAGCACCAAAAGUGGGGACAAAGAGGAGAAGCACCGAAAGUGAGGAUUCCCCCCCCUACGCUCCUCUCCCUUCCCCCUCAUAGCCCAUCGAUCCAUUCAUCUCCCUCCUCCCUCUCCCCUGCACCCAGCACCCCAGGCUACAGCAACAGAAUGAGUGUCCUUCUGCCAAUCCUGUUCUCUGACUCUGCGGGACUGCUCUCUGCCUUCUCCCCAUACCUCUUCCCAGCAUCCACAUUUCCAUUUGCUCGCUCUUAACUUCUCCCCCUCUUCCCGUUGCCACCGUCGUUUCAUCCCAGUUUGGAGCCUAAGAGAACAGAACAGGGGGACGGAGCCAGCAAAGAAAAAAAAAAAGUUCUCUCUUGAGUUUGUGAACUUUUUUUUAAAAUAAAACAAAAGGAGGAAAAAAAUACACAAAAACAAACAAAAAAAACAAAAAAAAAGGAAAAGGACUUUUUUUUUUUUUUAAAAAUAUAUUAAAAAA
Calypte anna (Anna's hummingbird) is the source of this 1767-nucleotide messenger RNA. RefSeq names its product transcription factor AP-2 alpha (gene TFAP2A). NCBI's taxonomy places the organism in Eukaryota, Metazoa, Chordata, Aves, Apodiformes, Trochilidae. Gene Ontology annotation, molecular function: RNA polymerase II transcription regulatory region sequence-specific DNA binding; DNA-binding transcription factor activity, RNA polymerase II-specific. The record is from RefSeq and is a predicted model, not a curated record. Bases 10 to 1329 code for a protein of 439 amino acids. Gene Ontology annotation, biological process: regulation of transcription by RNA polymerase II; regulation of cell population proliferation; anatomical structure development. Gene Ontology annotation, cellular component: nucleus. The transcript has 7 exons.